UCGCUCCAGCGUUUCUUUCUUUUCUGUAGCGUGCGCAGCAUCUUUCCACGCAAACGGUCGCAGCGCCGCGGGGAAAACGCGCCGCUGAUUCUUUGCCGUGCAGCAAGAAAACGGGCGUAUCUUUUUUUUUUUUUUCUUCUCCUCCCAAUUCCUCAAAUCGCCGUCGCCUUUCCGCAAGGACUCCCGUCUUUAAAGGCGAUACGUUGCGUAAGAAUAAAAGAAAGAAAGAAGAAGGAGAAAACACACACACACACAUCGGGGACAAACGAGGGGAUUUAAACGCAAACGCAGCCAAGCAUCCAAGAGCGAGCUCGAAAAUGAUGGCCGGCGGAGCAGUACAGCAAAACGGGAUUUUCUCAAAUCCUCACCAUCACAAUCAACCACCGCACAUGGAGUCCGACCCUCCGGACUCGCGCAAGAGACCCCUGGAGACUCCGACGGAGGCCAGCAGCACCAAGCGCACAAACACAGGAGUGGCCUUCCUGCAGCCCCUAUUUGAAACUGAAGGCAUUGUAUUCCCUCAACAAGAAACUGAGACUCAUGAGGAAGGCGAGUACUUCCUGAAGGUUUUGAUUCCCAGCUAUGCGGCGGGCUCCAUCAUCGGCAAGGGAGGUCAGACCAUCGUCCAGCUGCAGAAAGAGACCGGAGCCACCAUCAAACUGUCCAAAUCCAAAGACUUCUACCCGGGGACGACAGAGCGCGUGUGUCUGAUCCAGGGGACGGUGGAAGCGCUGAACGGCGUCCAUGACUUCAUCGCUGAGAAGGUGAGGGAGAUGCCUCAGAGCACCCAGAAGACGGAGCCGGUCAGCAUCCUGCAGCCACAGACCACCGUCAACCCCGACCGCGUCAAACAGGCCAAGCUGAUCGUCCCCAACAGCACGGCAGGCCUGAUCAUCGGCAAAGGCGGUGCAACAGUCAAGGCGGUGAUGGAGCAGUCCGGGGCGUGGGUCCAGCUAUCCCAAAAGCCAGAGGGCAUUAACCUGCAAGAGCGUGUGGUCACCAUCAGCGGGGAGCCCGAGCAGAACCGCAAAGCCGUGGAGAUCAUUGUCCAGAAGAUUCAGGAGGACCCGCAGAGCUCCUCCUGCCUCAACAUCUCCUACUCCAACAUCACAGGGCCCGUGGCCAACUCCAACCCCACCGGAUCCCCAUAUGCCAACUCGACCGAGGUCAUGCCAUCCGCGGCGGCCGCCGCGGCAGCGACAGCCUCCUCCCUGCUCGGCCAGGCCAGCCUGGCCGGGGUGGGGGCCUUCCCAACCACCAUGUCCAGCUUCUCAGGCAACGACCUUCUGACCAUAACCUCCGCCCUCAACACCCUGGCCAGCUACGGCUACAACACCAACUCCCUCGGCCUCGGGCUGAAUCCCGCUGCAGCCUCGGGGGUGCUAGCAGCGGUAGCGGCUAAUGCUAAUCCCGCAGCGGCCGCCGCGGCUAACUUGUUAGCAUCCUAUGCCAGCGACGCAUCCGGUAGCGGAGGUCACCCGGUGCCCGGUCUCGGAGGCUUCACCCUUGGAUCCCUGGCCGCAGCAACGGGGGCCACCAACGGCUACUUAAGCGCUGCGUCGCCCCUGGUGGCGCAAUCUCUCCUGGCCACAGAGAAGCUGGGAGAAGGAGCGAAGGAAGUGGUCGAGAUCGCUGUGCCGGAAAACCUGGUUGGAGCCAUCUUGGGGAAAGGAGGAAAGACGUUAGUGGAGUACCAGGAGCUGACCGGCGCCAGAAUCCAGAUCUCCAAGAAAGGCGAGUUCAUCCCGGGAACUCGGAACAGGAAGGUGACCAUCACGGGUUCCCAGGCCGCCACGCAGGCCGCACAGUACCUGAUAAGCCAGCGAAUCACCUACGAGCAGGGGGUACGUGCCACCAACCCACAGAAGGUGGGCUAAACCCGACAGCCAAUGAGAAACGAGGAGGAAAAGAGGAGAGAAAAAAAAGAGUGGGGGCUUGGGGGAGGAGUGUAAAAAGAAGUGAGAGGGAGAACGGAAAAAGGAGAGGAGAGCAAGAAUGUCAGAAGGAAUCGUCCGCGCUGUUUUCUUCUGCGUGUUUUCAGUAUUCUCUAUUAAAAAAAUAAUUUUUGACGCAAAGCAAAAAUGUGCUGAGAAGACGAGGAGGGAGAGGAGCGAGUUAUCACGCUGAAAAACCAAGAAAAAAAUUGUGUAACGUGUAAAUAUGGUUUUAUUACUUAACGUCUUGACCUUUCAGGAUUUUUUAUUGUUUUGUUUCAUGGUUUUAUUGUUUGGAUUAGUAAAUUAAGCUGUCUGUUCGUU
This is a messenger RNA of Gasterosteus aculeatus aculeatus (three-spined stickleback), 2258 nucleotides long. RefSeq names its product NOVA alternative splicing regulator 2 (gene nova2). Gene Ontology annotation, molecular function: RNA binding. The record is from RefSeq and is a predicted model, not a curated record. NCBI's taxonomy places the organism in Eukaryota, Metazoa, Chordata, Actinopteri, Perciformes, Gasterosteidae.